CUUCAACCUUCCCAGGCGCAAUUCACAUUACACAAGUAAAACACUCCGCAACGACACCAAACAACACCGACAAUCGAGAAUAAAACGCCAUACAACCACAACCAUGGCAGACGGAGCUGGUAUCGACCGCAAGGCCGAUGAGAAGAUCCAAUUCUCGACCUCGAAGGAGGUCACAGUGCAUCCGACCUUUGAGUCGAUGUCGCUGAAAGAGAGCCUCCUUCGCGGCAUCUACGCUUAUGGGUACGAGUCACCGUCCGCCGUCCAGUCUCGAGCCAUCGUCCAGAUCUGCAAGGGCCGCGACACUAUCGCGCAGGCACAAUCCGGAACGGGUAAAACAGCCACCUUCUCCAUCAGCAUGCUCCAGGUCAUCGAUACCGCCGUGCGGGAGACACAAGCGCUUGUCCUGUCCCCGACCCGCGAACUUGCGACACAGAUUCAGAGCGUCGUCAUGGCCCUAGGCGACUACAUGAACGUUCAGUGCCACGCUUGCAUUGGUGGGACCAACGUGGGCGAGGAUAUCCGCAAGCUCGAUUACGGUCAACACAUCGUAUCUGGAACUCCGGGUCGUGUUGCCGACAUGAUCCGCCGCCGCCACCUACGCACCCGCCACAUCAAGAUGCUCGUGCUCGACGAAGCCGACGAGCUUCUCAACCAGGGCUUCCGAGAGCAGAUCUACGACGUGUACCGCUAUCUCCCGCCUGCCACCCAAGUCGUCGUUGUCUCCGCCACCCUCCCAUACGAUGUCCUCGACAUGACCACCAAGUUCAUGACCGACCCGGUUCGCAUCCUCGUCAAGCGUGACGAGUUGACCCUCGAAGGGCUCAAGCAAUACUUCAUCGCCGUGGAGAAGGAGGACUGGAAGUUCGAUACGCUCUGCGACCUCUACGAUACCCUCACUAUCACCCAGGCGGUCAUCUUCUGCAACACGCGACGCAAGGUCGACUGGCUCACGGACAAGAUGAGAGAGGCCAACUUUACCGUCAGCAGCAUGCACGGUGACAUGCCACAAAAGGAGCGUGACAGCAUUAUGCAGGAUUUCAGGCAGGGCAACAGCAGAGUCCUCAUCUCGACCGACGUCUGGGCCCGCGGUAUUGACGUCCAGCAAGUGAGCUUGGUAAUCAACUACGACUUGCCGAGCAACCGUGAGAAUUACAUCCACCGCAUCGGCCGCUCGGGUAGAUUCGGCCGUAAGGGUGUGGCCAUCAACUUCGUUACUAGCGAGGAUGUGCGCAUUCUUCGAGAUAUUGAGCUGUACUACUCGACCCAGAUUGAUGAGAUGCCCAUGAACGUCGCCGAUCUCAUUUCUUAAUUCUGGACGGAUGGGCCAGUUGAUGUUUUGAGGACAGGGAUAAUGACUCUGCGUCGAUUCCGCUGUAUGUCCGGUACAGCCAACAGGUUGUGGGAGGAAAGGGGCCUGAUGGUUAAAGGUACAAUGGCCUUGGUCUCCAAUCGACCUCGUUUAUUCAUUAUCGUUGGCUAAUAGUAAACCGAUAGGGCAUGUCGAGAUUGUUAGAACCUAACAGGUUCAACUCAGCAUAUUAGGGACAGGACGGGAAGGACCCGCAGUCCGGAAACGGACCUCGAGUACGGUGUCGAGAUGUGACCCCAGGAUUUUGCGCUUCCACUCAGCAAACUAAAGCUACUUGGUUGUUAUCUAGGUAGUUACUACAACUUACAACUGGUCAAAUGAAAGCUUACGGGGACAAUUGGUUAUG
Chaetomium fimeti is the source of this 1715-nucleotide messenger RNA. Its product is annotated as P-loop containing nucleoside triphosphate hydrolase protein. Lineage: Eukaryota; Fungi; Ascomycota; Sordariomycetes; Sordariales; Chaetomiaceae. The record is from RefSeq and is a predicted model, not a curated record. Gene Ontology annotation, molecular function: RNA helicase activity; ATP binding; mRNA binding. Bases 104 to 1309 code for a protein of 401 amino acids. Gene Ontology annotation, cellular component: nucleolus; catalytic step 2 spliceosome. The transcript has 3 exons.